AUGGACCGCGGGGCUGGUAUUGUGCGUGGUGUAGGGAUAGGGAUGGUGUGGCGGGAAAAAAAAACCAUCGAAAGCCUCCGAGAAUGCGCCGCCGUGGUGGAGUUUGCGCCGCCGCCGUCCGUGCGUUUAAACCAUAGAGUUGCGUUUUUGCUCGAAAAUCCACACACACACGCACAGGCGCCGCCGCUGCGUAUACAACCACCGACCGAGCCGGCAGUGUUCGGUUGA
Molecule: messenger RNA, 228 nt
Organism: Macrosiphum euphorbiae (potato aphid)
Lineage: Eukaryota; Metazoa; Arthropoda; Insecta; Hemiptera; Aphididae
Source: the annotation of a GenBank genome assembly